UCACUAUAAUACCAAGUGGAAAAAAAUGUUGGAAGAUUAAAGAUUCAUACCUGAACAAGAAAAGAAACUUGAUCUGCUAGAUGUAGUAGAUAGAUUGAAAGAUACUAAAUAUAACUUACAGAUGAGAUUUAUACCACUAAUAAAAGUUGCACCAUAUAUACCGACGGAGAAACAGCAGUCCCAUAACAUAAAGCUCAUUGAACUCUUUUAUACGGAGAAUUUAUAACGGAAGAUUAGAUUUGAUAUUGAGUCUGACAUGGUAGGGUUUGUUCUAUGAUUG
This is a messenger RNA of Paramecium sonneborni, 280 nucleotides long. The record is from the annotation of a GenBank genome assembly. Lineage: Eukaryota; Ciliophora; Oligohymenophorea; Peniculida; Parameciidae.